Molecule: messenger RNA, 2310 nt
Organism: Momordica charantia (bitter melon)
Lineage: Eukaryota; Viridiplantae; Streptophyta; Magnoliopsida; Cucurbitales; Cucurbitaceae
Product: DNA double-strand break repair RAD50 ATPase
Source: RefSeq, a predicted model, not a curated record
UCUACCCCCACCUUCUCUCUCCUUCACAUGGUUUCAUUCCAUUAAUUCCCACUCACAACACAGACAAAACUUCAUUGGAUUUUGAGAUACCAUUCUCUCUCCCUCGCCCUCUCCCUCUCCCUCGCUUCUCUUCUGGUAGCCCAGCAUUCUAAACUGGAUAUGAUCCAUGUCUCUGCAAAUUGAACCCACGUAUUCUAUAUCCAUUUCUUAAUGCUUCUCUUUAUUCCCUUCACUAAAUAGAAUUUUAGGGAAAAAAAAGUCUAUAUCUUUUUCUUCAAUUCCAUCUACCGUUGGGCGGGCGUUUCUGGGUCUAUGCGAAACUCUGUUACGCCAUGGCUGCGACCCAAAUGUUUCAGAACGGCGGCAACGAAGUUAGCCGGCAAGAAAUUCAGGCGGCCAUUGCCAAAGCUGUGGAGCUGAGGGCUCUCCACGCUGCUCUUAUGCAAGGAAGCAGCCCCUCUAACCUCCGAUUCCCUUCGGCUUCUCCCGUUUCUCAUGCUGCUUCUCAAUUCUCUGCUCAAGAUUACCCUGUUUUCACCCCUAGUUAUGAAGAUGAACCGUCGAACGGGUACCACCAAGUUCCGAUGAGAAUUGGAACUUUUUCAGAAAGCUGGGAUGAGUAUGGAUUAGGAGGAGGAGGAGGAGGAAAUGAAGAUGAAACAGUUUUUUCUGAUUAUAAGGAGGUUUCAAAAGGGUUGGCUUCUGACUUUACCAAUGUGGAAUCUCAUAUUUGUCCAGCUGAAGAUCUUCAUAAGCCUCUCACUGGAUCUGCCCUUCAAACUUCACCUGCGAACGAUUACUUCAAAUCGUCUAGGAGGAACAGUCUGGGGGACUCGAAAUCGACUUCUUCGUGCAAUCGAUGCAGGCCUGCAGUUAUUACAAAGGAGAGUGACAAUACAGCAAAGAAUAGCAGGCUUUCGAACACCAUAGUGCCGUUGACAGAUUCUCACUUGGCAACUCAAUCGCAACCGAAGAGCCGGGGAGUGAUUUCGUGGUUGUUUCCACGUUUAAAGAAGAAGAAUAAGACUGAGAAUUCCCCUAACAGGACGGAGUCGGAGGAUGUCUCUCAGAUUUUUAAGGAUUUGGGGAUAGUGUCGAUGGAAACGUUGAGGAAAGAAUUGAUUGAGGCAAAUGAGAUGAGAGAUGCUGCAUUGAUGGAGGUUAGCGAGAUGAAGUCGUCAUUAGGUGAGCUGAGGCAGAAGCUGGAGGGCUUAGAAACUUACUGUGAGGAACUGAAGAGAGCUUUGAAGCAAGCAACACAUGCUAGAGAUCUCCAAACUCCUACCAAUUUGCCAAAAAGAACAACAUCAAAUGUGGGGACGAACGGAGAAAAUCGAAUGCCAGUGAGCGAGGAAGUAAUGGUGGAAGGCUUCUUGCAGAUAGUAUCAGAAGCAAGACUAUCAGUAAAACAAUUCUGCAAGACACUUGUGGGCCAGAUUGAAGAAACUGACAGUACCCUGAUGGAGAAUUUGAAUUCACUUCUUCAACCUUACAAACUAUCUCUAAACUCCAAGUACUCAAGAGCAGUGUUGUACCAUUUGGAAGCUACUAUCAAUCAGGCACUCUACCAAGACUUUGAAAACUGCGUGUUUCAGAAGAAUGGCUCCCCCAAGCUGCUAGACCCUCUGCAAGAUCGCCAAGCACAGUUCUCGUCGUUUGUGGCACUGCGAAAUCUCAGCUGGAACGAAGUGUUGAGGAAGGGAACAAAAUACUACAGCGAAGAAUUCAGCAAGUUUUGUGAUCAAAAGAUGAGCUGCAUAAUCACAACUCUGAAUUGGACCAGACCAUGGCCAGAGCAACUGCUUCAAGCAUUCUUUGUAGCUGCCAAAUGCAUUUGGCUGCUUCACUUGCUUGCCUUCUCGUUCGACCCGCCGCUCAAAAUUCUGAGGGUGGAAGAGAAUAGAAGCUUCGAUUCAAGUUACAUGGAAGACAUGUUUGCGGAGAGGCAGAGAAACGGUCCGAGCCGAGUUAAGAUCAUGGUGAUGCCGGGAUUUUACGUACAAGACAGAAUUUUAAGGUGUAAAGUUGUUUGCAGGUACAAGUCACCUACUUAGGUUGUUUGGAGUUUGUUCUCUCUGAGUUUUCCCCAAAGAAAUUUAAAAUCUCGACUCAACCAGAGAUGUUCAUAUGGUUUUCUGUUCACCACUGCCAUUUUGGUUGGGGCUUUACAGGGAGAGCUUAUAUACUUCUUCAUAUCCUGCCCUCAAGGUUGUGAAAAUGUAUGUACAACCAAAGUUGUUUGGAUAGUUUGCACUUUUGCAACGAUUGGUAACUUGUUAUAUAUAAAUAAGAAUAGAGGUUUGAAAUCAA